Molecule: messenger RNA, 1920 nt
Organism: Catharus ustulatus (Swainson's thrush)
Lineage: Eukaryota; Metazoa; Chordata; Aves; Passeriformes; Turdidae
Gene: CCDC124
Product: coiled-coil domain containing 124
Exons: 5
Coding region: 926-1588 (220 amino acids)
Biological process (GO): transcription by RNA polymerase II
Cellular component (GO): nucleus
Molecular function (GO): transcription coactivator activity
Source: RefSeq, a predicted model, not a curated record
GGAAAAGAUUUUGAGGAGGGUCAAAGUGUGGGGAAAGGGUUUUAGGAAAGGUCAAAGUGCAGAAAAAAGGGUUUUGGGAAGGGUCAAAGUGUAGGAAAAGGGAUUUAGGAAGGGUCAAAGUGGGAAAAUUGAUUUUAGGAAGGGUCAAAGUGCAGAAAAAUGGAUUUUAGGAAGGGUUAAAGUGUGGGGAAAGGAUUUUGGGAAGGGUCAAAGUGUAAGAAAAGGGAUUUUAGGAAAGGUCAAAGUGUUGGAAAAGGGAUUUAGGAAGGGUCAAAGUGGGAAAAUGGAUUUUAGCAAGGGUCAGAAUGAGAAAAAGGGUUUUAGUAAGGGUCAAAGUGCAGAAAAAGGGAGUUUGGGAAUGGUCAGACUGGGAAAAGGAAUUUUAGGAAUGGUUAAAGUGUGGGAAAAGGGAUUUUAGGAAGGACCAGAGUGCAAUAAAAGAGAUUUUUGGGCCGUUCUGAGGAUGUUCCAGGCAGGAGAAAAGAUUUCAUCCAUCCCAGGCUGGGAAAACCUCGGGAAUGGAGCAGCCCUGCCGCGCCCUUUUUAAUUUCAUUCAUCAUUCUCUGCCAUUAAAAUCAAAGAUUCAACCCCAGAGCUCCCAAAGCUGUGAUUUCCUCGGUGUUUGAUUGAUUUUAAAACUUCUGUUUUCCCUGGAUUUGACUUUUCCCACCCUGGAUAACAAUCCCAGCCCAUUUUUGGGGCUGUUUAUCCAAAUUAAAGGAGUUUCUCACCUCGCUGUGGAUCCCCCUGGAUCAGGGUUUGGUUUUUAAAUUUCUUUUUUAUUUCCAGGUGCCUUUUCCAUGGGUUGGGAGGCUGGAAUUUGACCUGGAGGGAACAGAUUCCUUUGGGAUCAGCCAGGAUCUGGAAACUGAGGAAAUCUGGGAAAUUUAUCCCAGGUUUAUCCCGAUCUGAGAGGAUUUGAGGGAUGCCCAAGAAAUUCCAGGGGGAGAACAGCAAGUCGGCGGCGGCGCGCGCCCGCAGGGCCGAGGCCAAGGCGGCGGCGGAGGCGCGGCGGCAGCAGGAGCUGGAGGAUGAGCUCUGGAAGGACGAGGACAAACACGUCCUGAGGAAGGAGCAGAGGAAGGAGGAGCGGGAGAAGCGGCGCCUGGAGCAGCUGGAGCGCCGCAAGGAGCUGCAGCGCCUGCUGGAGGAGGAGGAUUCCAAACUGAAGGGGAAGAGCCCCAAGCAGGGAAAUCCCGGGAAGGUGACGCGCGCCCAGAUCGAGGAGAACGUGCGCCGGGAACAGCAGCAGCAGCAGGACACAGCAGCAGAGAAGGACAAAUCCCACCUGGAGCUGCCCCUGGAGGAGAACCUGAACCGGCGGCUGCCCGAGGAGGGCGCGGUGGAGGCGCGGAGCAUCGAGGAGGCCAUCGCUGCCCUCAGCGUGUCGCAGCCCCUGGAGCGCCACCCCGAGCGCCGCCUCCGCGCCGCCUUCGCCGCCUUCGAGGAGCUGGCGCUGCCGCGGCUCAAGCGGGACAAUCCCAACAUGCGGCUGAGCCAGCUGCGGCAGCUGCUCAAGAAGGAGUGGAUGAAAUCCCCCGAGAACCCCAUGAACCAGCGGCACAAACCCUACAACAGCCACCAAUAGGACUCUGGGGGCACGGCCCGCUGUGGUUUUGGGGUUUUUUUUGGGGUUUUUUUGGGGGGUUUUGGGGUCGGACUGAUGGUGCCUGGGAGUGCAGCAGGGCCUGGAUGGGUCUUGGUGCUCCCUCCUUCCCUCCUUCCCUGCGGGUCUGGAGCUGGGAAAUGCUCCUGGAGUGUGGCCCCAAAAGAGAUUCCAGGCCUGGAUGUCCCUUGGGUGGUGCUGGUCUUGUGUUCUGUGGGGUGGGAGAACCCUGAGAUCCCUUUGGGACAUCCCUGAAAUCCCUUUGGGACAUCCCUGAAAUCCCUUUGGGACAUCCCUGAGAUCCCUUUGGGAUA